UAAUAAUUUUUCAUAGUAUUUAUAGAAUUCUGCUAAUUUUCCACAAUCCUACGAGAAUGAAUCAAAGCUUCAAAAAUUAUACUAAAUCAGUUCAAGGACUAAAAAAAGAAUGUGCUGAGCAUGGCAUCAAUGAUGAGGAAUUUAAAAAACUUUAUUUGGAAACUUUAGAGUCGGUAAAUAAAAAUGAGAUACAAAAAACGACUCGUAGUAAAUUGUAUGCUAAGAAAAGAAAAUUACUUUUAAUCCUCGUAUUACUUUUAGUUACUGUUUGUUCUUUUAAAUAUAUUUAUAACAACAUCCUAUGCAACCUACAAGAAUUUAUUUAUCCUGGAUUAAGGCUCAUUAGGAAAAUAUCUAUUCCUUUUAUUUCACUUUUUCCUGCAUUAACCGAAUUAUACCAGGAACCAUGUUUGAUACAGAACCCCUUUUACACGAUAGUAGACAUGGAUUGUUGGCCGUGCAGUACAGUUGGUAAUGUCCACAAAGUGUUAGACCCACAACCUGUACAUCAACAGAAUACAGCACCUUUUAUUUAUCAGAGCACUCAACCAAAACUAGAUAUGAAUGUAUUGAGGGAUUUAUAUUUAAGAAAUAGAGACACCUUUGACAAAGAAUCGUCUAAAAUUCUAAUGAACAACAACUUUUAUGUAUCACCAUCACAAGUUUUAGUUCAAAAAACGGAAGAUAAGAACUUGUAUAUAUGGAAGAUAAAUAAUAUAAAUAUAGCAAGAAUCUUAAGACAAAUAAUACCACGGGCAAAAGUAGUGCCAAAGUUUGGACAAAGCACAGAAAGAUAUAUUAUUAUUGAUUCAAGUCAAACUACAUUUAAGAUACCAGACACGGAAUGUAACUUUGCUUUCCUCUUGUCUUUGAGUGGGGCUAGAACAGUUACUUUGAGUCCUGCCGAGGAAUGCAAACAUCAAUGUAAAUCAUUGAAAGUUGAUUUAAAGGAAUCUGAUUUAUUAUGGUAUAAUUGGUGGUACUGGAGACCAGUAGUGCAACAAUCAAAUGAUAAUACAACUUUUAUUGCACAUGUCGGAUCUUAUUGCUGACAUUUUAAUGGGAUGCAACUGGUAUCAGUGACACAAAGGCAAAGAUAGUGAGUACUGUCACAGAUGUCCAUGACCAUGCGUCAC
Molecule: messenger RNA, 1136 nt
Organism: Papilio machaon (common yellow swallowtail)
Lineage: Eukaryota; Metazoa; Arthropoda; Insecta; Lepidoptera; Papilionidae
Exons: 7
Coding region: 57-1052 (331 amino acids)
Source: RefSeq, a predicted model, not a curated record